This is a messenger RNA of Ricinus communis (castor bean), 1998 nucleotides long. Its product is annotated as protein CANDIDATE G-PROTEIN COUPLED RECEPTOR 7. Bases 243 to 1541 code for a protein of 432 amino acids. The record is from RefSeq and is a predicted model, not a curated record. Gene Ontology annotation, cellular component: Golgi apparatus; membrane. Gene Ontology annotation, biological process: transport. NCBI's taxonomy places the organism in Eukaryota, Viridiplantae, Streptophyta, Magnoliopsida, Malpighiales, Euphorbiaceae. The transcript is spliced from 2 exons.
GUUCACACGCUUCCGAAAAUAACCAUCGUAAUAUCUAUCUCUCGAGUCUGGACCGACGUCGCCGUCUCUAGCCAAUAAAAAUUAUUUGGUUGUAGUGUUAACAUCUUCUCCAAACCAUUUCUUAUAAUCAAAAACUUCCUUCAAUUCACAAAUAUAACCAAACAAACAAGGCAUACACCAACAACCUCAUAGAUCUGGGAACUCGGGUUUCUCUGGCUCUCAGAUCCCAUCCCAUCCCAUCCAUGGCUCGUUUCUUUCUCUUCUUUCUUUUUCUUUCUUUUUCUAUUUCUUUAGCUGAGAUCCGAUUCUCCGAUAUUCGCAACGAUGACCGCCCGAUCAUCCCUUUCGACGAGUUCGGUUUCACUCACAAAGGUCAACUCGAGCUCAACGUCUCUAACAUCCAUCUCUCUAAUCCAAAUCCGGAUCUGGACCUCUCUCGUGUCGGAUUCUUCCUCUGCACUCGUGAGUCAUGGCUUCACGUUAUUCAACAACUCGAAGACGGCGAGAUCGCCUGUGCUCUUCAAUCUGACCUAAUCAAACAGGUUUAUACUUUCAACAAACUCCAAAAGGGGCAAACUUUUUUCUCUGUCGUUACCUCCGAAAACGACGCCGAUCAGUACACUCUUGUUUUCGCAAACUGCUUAAAUUCGGUCAAAGUGUCGAUGGAUGUUAAAUCGACGAUGUAUAACAUCGAGCGCAACGGUAACCGUGAUUAUCUUUCUGCUGGCAAGACGAUUUUGCCCAGGGUUUAUUUCUUGCUUUCCAUCGUUUACUUUGUUAUGGCAGGGUUAUGGAUUCAUGUUUUAUAUAAGAAACGACUAACCGUUUUUAGAAUCCAUUUCUUUAUGCUUGCGGUCGUUAUAAUGAAGGCAUUGAAUUUACUAUUUGAAGCUGAGGACAAGUCUUAUAUUAAGAGAACUGGCAGUGCACAUGGAUGGGAUGUGUUGUUUUAUAUCUUUAGUUUUUUUAAAGGGAUUGCUUUGUUUACUUUGAUUGUGUUGAUUGGAACUGGGUGGUCCUUUUUGAAGCCGUAUUUGCAAGAUAAAGAAAAGAAGGUUUUGAUGAUUGUCAUUCCUCUGCAAGUUAUUGCAAAUAUUGCUCAGGUUGUUAUUGAUGAAACGGGACCGUAUGGGCAAGACUGGAUUACCUGGAAGCAAGUGUUUUUGCUUGUGGAUGUUGUGUGUUGCUGUGCCGUUUUGUUCCCGAUUGUUUGGUCUAUUAAGAACUUGCGUGAGGCCGCCCGGACUGAUGGCAAGGCUGCUGUCAAUUUGAUGAAGUUGACUCUGUUUAGACAGUAUUACAUUGUUGUCAUUUGCUAUAUAUACUUUACCCGUGUUGUCGUUUAUGCACUGGAGACUAUUACUUCCUAUAGGUAUUUGUGGACUAGUGUGGUAGCUGGAGAGUUGGCUACCUUGGCAUUUUAUGCUUUCACUGGGUAUAAGUUUAAGCCCGAGGCUCAUAAUCCCUAUUUUGUGAUUGAUGAUGAGGAAGAGGAGGCUGCAGCUGAGCAAUUGAAGCUGGAAGAUGAAUUUGAAUUAUAAUUUGAAGGAGAUUGUGUGCCAAGAAAUCAGGGCAACUUUUGCUGCGAAAUCAGGUAGACAUCAGUUUGGUUUGUUGGGUUGGGGGCAGAGGAGAAGAAAGGUAGCAUUCAGGUCAGUUAAUGGAUUGCGAGGUUCUUACUCCUGAGAUAUUUGCAACAACUAUUUAGAUUCAGCAAUGGAAAGCCAGAGAAGGUGAACAACCAACACAACUUUCCUCCAAGAAGUGGACUUCAUCCUGUGUUACUCCAAUAUUUAUGAUACAAAAAGUAUCACCUUCGCAAAGCAAUCCCGUAGUUCGGUGGACCAAUAACUUGUCACUAUGAGGGAAAGUUAACACGUUAACACGUCGGAUUAGGCUCUAUGGAGGUACCAAUUGAAUUCGCCAUUUCAGAUGAGAUGUUAGAGAUUUAACUGACCAUGAUUAUAUUUAUAUAAUUUAUCGGUUGAAUUGGUUUAA